Xyrichtys novacula (pearly razorfish) is the source of this 8885-nucleotide messenger RNA. NCBI's taxonomy places the organism in Eukaryota, Metazoa, Chordata, Actinopteri, Labriformes, Labridae. The record is from the annotation of a GenBank genome assembly.
AUGACGAGCCGAGAAGACGAAUAUGACUAUCUUUUUAAAGGUGAGUCGCUUUUUCUCUUAAAGCUAGCUGUCUAAUUUCGACACCAAACCCCGGUUACACCUGUGAGCGAGUGUCAUCUGAUGCCGAGGGGUUGACCCCCGCGUGCCUAACAACAAGGUGUAUGGGGCGACAUUUUUCAUACCUGGAGACAGAGACAGGCACCUGCUCUGGGCUGUAACUUUGUUAGAAGUAGAGAUACAAGUUAGGAAAAGGUGUGUGACUGCACUGUUGCCUGUGAGGACUUUUCUGUAUCGCUCAAGUAGCAUCUGUGGUGGAGUCAUCAUCUCUGCAGGCCGAUGAUGCAAUCAUCUUAUGGUCAUAAACUGUGGUGGGAUGAAAACUCAAAACAGCUUUAAAUAAGCUUAUCUUACUAGUUUGAUGAAUUUUGGGAGAGAUUUUCUACCUGAGGACUUCAUGGCUGACUGGGAAUCACCUGUUAACAGUUUGAACCAUUAAAACAGCUCACAGUUGCUCCAUUUAUUAAACUACUUUUAGCCAAAGACGUUAAAAAGAUGCAAGUUGUGACCCUCCAAGUUGUGAAGUAUAAAUGAAGUAUUAAUAUGCUGUACUUGAAAUGUAAUGUUUAUAUUUAUGAAUACUCCAAAGAAUUAACCACAGUGACAUUAUUUUAGCCUACAAUGAGAGACACAGGGUGUUUUUCUUGCUUUUUUUAAUACAUUUUGAAAACUAUUUUAAAGCGUUAUUUUUUUAUUCCUUUUCUUGUCUGUUUUAAUGCUGAUGUAGACCUAUAUGUCUGACAUAAUACAGACAAAAUAAUGUAAUAUUCAAUAUACUUCAACACAGGGUUGAAAAUGAUUUUCCCCUUAUGGCUAUUUUGUUCCAACAGCUUUCAUACUUGUACCUUGUCAGGGGAAAUGAAGUGCUUUUGGUCUGUUCAAAUAUAGAACACUAAACAGGCAUGUGUUGUCUAACUGGAAAUACCUGCAUGGAGCGUGUGUUGCCACAGAGGAGCUUUCUUUCUGAGCACAGAGAGGACAAGAUUUGCUCACUCUUCCUCAGAUAAAAUGAUUUUUCAUUUAUCUGAUUCAUUGGCAGCAAUGCAAGGACACUGAUAAGGCAGUGGCUGACGUUCAGUCUUCCUCUCAAACCAGGAAAGACCUAACAUUAUUGUUACAGUUCAUCUUUGUUCUUACAGCCUCCUUUUGUCCCUCGCUGCUGGAUAGCCUGAGUCAAGUUGGGUGAGCUUUUAGUGAGUCAUAUCAACCUUUCCCUACUAAUGGUGACAGCAGUGCAGGGAGUCAACCUGCUUUCCUGCUCAUGCCAUACCUCUUUCUUUGUACCCAUCACUGUCAUUAUCGUGAUGUGAACGAAUAUUUUUACUUGAUAUGUCAGAGAAACUUUUAUACUAAUCCUGUCAAUCUCAAACUUUCUCUGAAGACAUCUCUAUUUUUCACCUUCAAGCUGAGAGACUUCUUUGAAAGCUGGGGAUCUAAAAAUCAGCUGUGAUGUGAAAGUAAUUAUCCUGCUUUUAAAGAGGUUAUGUGUUUUAGGUUGCCUUUUUCAGCUAGUAUUAUACAAGGCUUUUAAAUGGAAAUACUGAAAUUGGACAUGCAAUGGUGAUCUGAUCCCAUUUACAGGGAUUUAGGACCAACAGUGUGUUAUUUACUCUUCAUUUCUCAUAGGCUCGGCUGCAUUACCGGGUGCAGCGUUGUAUAAUAGAAUAGAGAGGUGUCAUAUCUUUAUAGCAGGAGAAUACAAGCCCAACAAUGGGCGAGUGAAUGGGUGUGUAAUAAAGCUAUGAUAAUACCUGUCUGAUGGCGGAGAACCUGAAAAUAGUUGCAUAAUGAUUUUUUGUCCUCCGCCCAAGAUCUUUUGUGUGGGACAAAACAAAAAUGGCAGUGUCACUGUUUUUGCAGCGAUACUUUAGGGAGAUGUAUACUUGCAUUUUUUCCAUAUUGUGAUGAAUACAUACUCUACAAACAUCAGUUACACCAUAGUAACACAGAGAAACAUUAAAGCACAAUUUCUCACAAGAAUGAGCUGCAUUGCUUAAAUACAAGUGUAGACAUAGUGAUCGGUUGUAAAUGCAAUUUCACAUUCCCUGACAAGUUCCUAUUUCCCAAUCGAGGGGCGGUGAGUUGGUGUGUUGGGUUCCUUUUGACAGAGUGACUCACCUGACAAUUGUGGAAGUAGAUGUCUGACUAAUACCAACCCGAAUUAUGGCUUUUCCAGUUCAUUUUUAGAGAGGGGACAGCUUUAAAGUCUUUAUUCUAACUGCCUUUAUCAUGCUACUGCCAGUACUAAAGGACUUGUAGUUGCAAGCACUGCAAUUUGCUUCCUUCAUUUUGAAAUUUAGCUGGAUUUAAGUAUGCAAACCAAAAUGAACCAUUUUCUCCAAACAAAAAGCAGUAUGUCCCUAGGUUUAAAACAAGAAUUUAUAGCUUCAGGUGCAGCUUGCUGAUUACGUGUAACCUGGCCAAAACGUUCUCUGUCAUGUCCUGGUUGUUGCUAAAAACAAUCUCCACUACAAACUCUCCUGUCUCUUGUCUGAUAAUGCCCUCCAAAUCUAUUACUUUGUCACUGAUACUCUUGUAUAUAAGAUAUGUCCUUAUAGGAGCAGCAGAGUUCAAGAAAAAUAUAGGUAAUCCUCAAACAUUAAAAGAUCUGUUGCAUUUGGACACCCAGCAAUUCUCAGUUUUUCUCUCUACAUGAAAAACUAAGCCUGACCAAAUAUAAUUAGUCUGCUACAAGCACAAUAUUUUCUAUACCAAAAAUCUUUCCCACUAUAAACAGUCUUUUUCAUGUACAGAUGACUGAGUGCUGAGCGUUUGUAGCUGUCUUAAAAGACUGUUAUUAUAGCGGAGCGUCUUAUCUAAAAUAAUAGCUGUUAAAGAAUAUUUGCUGUGUUAUCUGUGUCUCGGUUUUUAAGGGUAAAAGAUAACCAGUUACACUUCUAAAUUCAAAGAUUGUUGUAUUUGCAGUACAUUUGACAAUAUAAAUCUGCAACUAAUCACCGGUUUAACCUUGAUUAGUGUGUUUAGUCUGCUUGUAUUUCCUGAAAAGAGCAGGUGGUUCUAAUAUUUAGUGAACUCAGUGGGAGUCCCCUGAGUUUCUACUCUUCCUCGGCUAGAAGCCAAACUUGCGCGUCAUUGGAAAGGCAGGCUACCUAAUAGAAUGAGAAACGAAUUCGAUUUUAAGAAUCAGCUCAUCUUGUUUAAUAUCACUCUUUCAUGGUUGAAUAAACUGAUAUACUUACCGUGGAUUUGUCUUUUCAGCUGAGGCGAAGAGGUGUCCUGUGCCGCUUCCAUCAUGUGCUUUUGAAGCUCCCCAUACUUGUUAAAAAAAAAGAUUAAAUUCCCUUAAACAAAUUAGUCACAAGAGUUAAAAUGGAACAAGUCUAUGAGUGGAUUCCACAGUAUACUGUAUGAAUAUGGUGGUGAGGAUUUUUCCACUUUUAAAAACCUGUUUUCUUUUUUUCCCUUUUUGCAGUGGUGCUCAUAGGAGAUUCUGGUGUAGGAAAGAGUAACCUGCUGUCUCGCUUCACUCGGAAUGAGUUCAACUUGGAGAGCAAGAGCACCAUCGGAGUGGAGUUCGCCACACGCAGCAUCCAGGUAGAAGGCAAGACUGUCAAGGCUCAGAUCUGGGACACGGCAGGACAGGAGCGAUACAGAGCUAUCACUUCUGCGUGAGUACAGAACAUCGCUGAAGCCUUUGUGGAGGCGCGGGCUCCCUUUGUGCUUCAAAAACAUGCUCACUUUAUGAAAGCAGUGGUGUCUUCUGACUUCAAACCCAGUAACUCUCAGGUCAACAUAAACUGCUAAAAAGAAGCAUGGUCUCAUUCCAUACAGAAACUUAGAGGUGCUCAUUUGGUUUCCCCGAGCACGGACAGUGUGUCCUUUUUUGUCAAAACUCCUUCUCACAGUCAGUAUGUGUAAUGAAGUUGCCUUCAACUCUACUUAGUUAGGUUGCAGUGUAUGGAUUCAAAACUUUGACCGAGAGCAAAUUGUCUAUGAAUCAAAUUCAGAUUUAAUCAAUUACACCAUCAUCAUAGCUGAAGGAGCUUGGUAGAGACAUGAGGAAGUGAUAAGAACCACAAAAUGCACCUUUUUGCUGUGGGGCAGGAAGUGGUUUGUUAAUCUCAGCUUCUCCUUCCUCUCUUUGUGAAGUUCCUCUCUGUGCAUGCUCAAUAGAAAAUAGAAAGGCAUCUUAAAUUCAAAGAUAAGGAGGACAAAUCACUUAUAAAUCCAUAUUCUGUGUCAAAACUCUGGAAAUAUUCAGGAAGGUUUUUUUGAUUUGAAUAAAUAAUGUCAAUGUCUCCUGCUCCUUAGCUUCUGCCAAUGUUCAGGGAUCAACUCUAAUCUUCAAAGUUGGUUAUGUGACACAAGAAUUUUGAAAUCUAAUGAAAAUGUUUAAUCUUGAUCCUCCUCCCUUUAUUUUCCAGGUAUUACCGUGGAGCAGUUGGAGCCCUCUUGGUUUAUGACAUCGCCAAGCACCUGACGUAUGAAAAUGCUGAGCGCUGGCUGAAGGAGCUGCAGGACCACGCCGACAGCAACAUCGUCAUCAUGCUGGUGGGCAACAAAAGCGAUCUGCGCCACCUCAGGGCAGUGCCCACAGAUGAGGCCAAGGCCUUUGCAGGUAUUGACUUGUGGUGCUAAUGUGUGUUUUCUUUUUAGCUGAACAGUGUCUAACCUCUCUAAGUUUGCAAAGUUCAGGGCUGCACUUCAUUAGAUUGUAGAGGUGAAGGGGAAUUUGCUAUUUUGUAAUUUUCAACCUUCUCUCCUCUUAUCUUUAGGGUCCCUCUGCUGACAUUUGAAAAGAAAUGUGGCCACAAAAUCGUAAUUCAUAGUGGCUUUAACCUCCUAUCUCUCUCAUAUUAAUUUUAAUUCUAUACAGGUGAUAUGAGGAUAGUGCACAUUCAUUCAGCUCUCACUAACACUCUAACAUAAGAUGGAACCAUGUUUGAUGAAUGAUACUGGUGGAAAUGUUUGAGGAUUGGGAUCAAUCUAGGUUUUAGUUGCAUGCAAGUGCUUGUGUUAUUUUACAUGUUUGAAAUAAAGAUAUCAAUAUGUAGGUGCAUGUACAACAGUGGUCAAAGCUGCAGUUGUGUCUCCACAGGGUGAGUUAUAAAGAGUAUACUAACUUCUUCAGUAAACAGAUGAGAAACUAUGGUUUAUUAGAGUUCUCCAUCUCGUCUUCCAUAAAUAAGGGUUGCCUGCAUUCAGGUUUUCACAUUGGAAAACAACUAAAGCAACAUUGAACAGUCUCUGCAUGGAUGUGAUCAACAACAUGUAUUUUUUGGCCAUAAACUCCUUUUUUUUGCUGUUACUGGAGAGGCUUAGUAUCCGUCUGAUUUAGAGAGUGGAAAACAUCUGCAGCGUUUGCCCAUUUUCUCUGGGGUGCAUUUAUUAACAGCCUCCAAAUCUGUUGAUGUUCUGGUCAUCUGUGGGCUUGUUUGAUAGAGAUAACCCCAGUAGAGCCACAGUCUGUUUCUUCUUUUGGAUUUUGAGUCUCUGCCUUUUGCUUGUGUUCCAAGAUAAGCGUGGAAAUAACAGCGAGGAGAAAACCAAAAAGGCAUCUUUAAAUUUGAAUGCUGUCAAGGCAUUAAUGACAUACUUCCAUGAGCAGAGGACCUUGACUCCCUAGAUAACACAUAUAACUACUGUUCUGAUAUACACCCUGCACAUUGUAUGUCUUCAGUAGACAACACUGAUUGGACUAUCCUCAGGGCGCAUGAACGAAAAACCUCAAAAGCUUUGAUACAAAGAUUUUCUCUUGUUUUUUUUUAUUAUUGAUCCAUAAGAACUUACAAAAUAUCAUGUUUUUCUGACAGGGAAUUAAAUUCAUGCUGCUGCCACAAAGAUUCCCAUACAGUUAAUUACUCCUUUUUUUUUUAUAACAGUUUGCACUUAUUUGCUCUGAAAACAUCUACAUUAGGAGUUCUUGAGUCUGACACUGUUGGGCAUUUUUACAUUGACGUGUCCACAAGCGGCACGUCCUUGGCUACAUGUAAGAAAGCACAGCACAAGUUCAAAAGGACUCCAUUUAAAUAAAUUAGACUUCCAUUUCUCCUGACCCUUUGAGAAUUUCAAGGCUUUGUUUCAAAGCAGGUUUAGUUUUUACAAGCAGUAAGCGGAACUUCAUGAUAAUUUAAGUGUAAUUGUCACCCUUUUGACACGCUUAUUAUUUCAAAGUGGUUGCCCCUUGUGUUUAUUCUUGACCUUGAGUUUAUUGGCUCGUGUCUGAGGCAGUGUUGCACCUGCUUUGACUGGUAAAUGACUCCUGAUGGCCCUGCCUGUGUGGAAGUCAAAUUCAUGAAUCUUGUUGAUCCAUAUAAGACUAAAGCAAUUCAUUGUCUUUGCUUUAAAAACGCUGUUUCCAGUCAGCGCUUGCUGGUGUGGCUUAUAUGUUUUUUUUUUUUCGUACCGCUGACCAUAUGGAAGAUCCCUCAUUUACAUUCAGACUAUAAAGGACACGUCCAUGCAAAAACUAUUAUAAUGUCAUGAGUAAAGCGUUCCCCACCCAAGUGACGUUAGAAGAUUUGGAUUAAAACAAAAAGUCAAAGUUAUUUCAAUGUUAAAAGAAGCAGCAGUCUCACAUUUAAGUGGCUGGAACAGUGUUUUUCCUGUAAUGCUGACGUAAUGCUAAUGUAUUUAAAUUUUACAUUUGAGCAAAUGUUUACAGCGUUGUCCUCUUGCUCUAUGGAAAAGUUGCACGUCAUCUUGUCUUUUUUAGGUAGUUAUUCUAAAGGAUCACAUUUUAAAUGAAAUCUGUGUGAAGAUUGCAUUGGUGCUUGGAAAGGUUUUUCAUCAGAAUUUAAACCAGGUAAAAUCUCAGAUGUCUGUGUGAGUGAUAAUAUAUUCAAUAGAUCAUAAAACUGUAUUAUCUGUGAUGAUUAUACAGUCAACCCAGUCGAAGACCACUAUAGUAUAAAUAGGAGUUAAACAUCACCUCAGCUCUGUGUGAAGAGUUAUCAAAGUUAAAAAGUAAUGAGUAACAGUCUAUAUCAUUAUGCUCUUGUUAUUGACAGAGAAGCACGGCUUGUCUUUCCUGGAGACGUCAGCAUUAGACUCAUCCAACGUGGAGCUGGCUUUCAAGAAUAUUCUCACAGGUGAGUUUUCUGUCUGAGUUUUCAGAGUUUAUAACCGAUCAUAGGAUGAAAGUGCAUUCGAUGUGGAACUGCAGCAAAACUUAAAGCCUCCAAAUUGUUUUAUCUUUAUUUACGCCGUUUAUUGAUUUGUCUGGAAGUGUUAACAGUUUCAUCCAGACGUUGAUGGUUUAUAUAACAACACCUUUCAGCCACCACUAGAUGGCAGCAAAAUCCACCCUAUUGGUGAUCUGUGUCCCACACUUAAAUGCUGUCUCAGGCAAAAACACCGCUUGAAUGUUUUUGUCCUUAAAAGUGAAAAAUGAAGGUAAUGGGCACACGGAAAAACCACACAACCGGGCAGCCAACUUUGGUGAGAGCAGCUGUAAAUAUCACUUUAAACUGGUCCUUAGGGUCACAAAUAUGUUUGACCCACUAAACUACAUACAUCUGUUUAGAGAGGAAAUCCAGACACCAGUUCAAAGGUGUUCAUUUUCUGUGAAAGUCUCUAAGCCGUUCCCCUCGGGGUACGAAGCUAAGCUAACAGGGUCGUCUGAUGUAGAAAUUUGGUAACAUGGAAAAACAGCAAUCAUUGUGACUCAGUCAAACCCCUGGAGUGCUUAAAGGGACAAUCCAACAUUGAGUGGUGCUUCCACUCCAAUUGCUCCAGAGGCUAUCAGUGUGUGAGUAUGUGCCACUCACUGUUUGUUUUCUGCUCCUGCUCUAUGUUCAAUACCCAGACGCCUCUGCUUGAGUUGUUUGAGCCAUCCCUCUCUAACCACAGCCUUGUCAGUAAUUUCUGAUUCAUAAAAACUUCAAACCAACAGGCCCCAUUGAGCUAAUGAUGCUAAUUAGCUCAUUAAGGGAGGAGAAUAGAGGAAGUUCACAGCACAUUACUAGGCCAGCUAUAGACCCAGUGAAGCAGGGAAGAAGCCUCAUGUGUAGAUAACAGCGGCGCAAAUCGUGGGUCAGAGAGGGUCAUCUUGAUGGAUUAUUGUCCUUAUAGACUCAGCAGCUGGUGCUGUGUCGAGUUCUUCGAAAUGAGUCAUGGUUUUACCACCUGACGUGUCACGUCACAGUCAGCCAGGAGUCUUGUUUUGCUUUCAACCUUCUUGCUUAAUAGGCAGUUUUUAUUUCAGGACUGUUUUGUUCCACAUCUGGCUGUAGUUUAGAGUUAAAGGGGCAGUGUGCAACAGUAAACCAGAGGGAUGUUUGCACCGCUGCUCCUCGCUUAAGUCGAUGAACUCACCAGCUGAAUGACAUUUAAGUAUUUCAGAGGAAAAGAUCGAUGCUGAAAAUGAGCUGUUUAAUUUCAGUUCUCAUGCACUGAACAUUUAACUUUUUGUAUUUUCUGCUUGUAAGCUUGAGCAAACAGGGAAGAAGAGGCAACAUGUCGAUUAGGUAUUCCAGUUUAAAUGCAAAAUCAUUUCAUCUUGUUGCUUUGCGGGAAUUCCAAAUACAAGAGUUGGUGCUACCUCAUGACAUACUGAUGCGAGUUUAGGAUGGAAAGAAUCCGUCAGUGCUGCCAGGAGUUUGGAUAGAACAGUUGUUGUUCAGUGUUGCCAUGCUGUUUGUCCUUAUCACAAUAUGUCUCUCUGUUGGCUGGAUUUAAAGGCAUCUACAUAUAACUCAUUCCCUUUCACCCCUCUCUCCAUCACAGCCAUCUACAACAUCGUGUCACAGAGGCAGAUAUCAGGGCCAGGCCACUCAGACUUCUCACCAGCCUCCAACGUAGUGCCCAUCACAGUUGAGCCCACCCAAAACUCAGCCAGUAAGGGUGUCUGCUGCCAGAACAACUGA